UACAGAGUAUCUUCUUCAACCUAAUUUCAGUUUUCUGGCAGAAAAACUUUCAUACUAUUAGCAAGUUUGCUUGGGAAACGUGAAUAUUAGAUUGAAAUCUCGUUUCCCAUUCGUUUCCGGGAUGAGUUCAGUUUCAAAUACGUCUCUAUUCUUCUGAAACGGUUUUGGCGCGUUCCGAAACGCGUUUCGCGGUUGCCCCGUUCCAGGACGUUUCGGAAACGUUUGUACAUGAUUGUGUAUGGAUUGGACUGCUGUUCAUAGAUUGUGGGAUAAAUGGGCACCCGACAAUGUUGGCUCAGGACAACCUUUGAAGGCAGCAUUACUUGUCAAUUAUGAUCCUACAGGACCCUCACGCCUCUUAUCAACCAUAGCAGAGCAAGAAGGAUUUAGAGCAGAUCCUGUUGAAUUAAGUCAGUUUGUAAACUUUGUAAAACGCAACAACCUGCAGACUGAGACCUUCCUCCUUGGGCCAAAUGAAUACUUGGUAACUUCAAUUCAUGAGAAUUGGUUUCAUGCAAGGUGUAUGAACACAUCAAAGCCCUCAGGUGAAGGUGUUGUGGUGAUGCAAACAGCAGCAUUUCUCUUGGUAGCCAUAUACGAAGGGUCGAUAGGAUCUGCAUCAUGCGCUGUGACUGCUGCUGAUCAGUUUGCAAAUCAGUUAUGUCGAAAGAGCCUUUGACUUGAAAUAGUUAGGGUGAUAGCAGAAAUCUCUGCAGAAGUAUUGGUUAGGAGGAACACAGUUAUAGACAGGAGAAGGGAUUUCCCACUUUAUGUUUGUUUUCAAAGAAGUGGAAAAAUAGUUCUCGUUAAAGCUGGAAAACAUUUUCUUUUUGUAACGAAAGGAAGCCUCAUUUUUCUUCUCUC
Spinacia oleracea (spinach) is the source of this 864-nucleotide messenger RNA. RefSeq lists its product as uncharacterized. Gene Ontology annotation, molecular function: actin binding. Bases 239 to 679 code for a protein of 146 amino acids. The record is from RefSeq and is a predicted model, not a curated record. The transcript is spliced from 6 exons. Lineage: Eukaryota; Viridiplantae; Streptophyta; Magnoliopsida; Caryophyllales; Amaranthaceae.